UCUUGCGGCAGCCUCCAUCCCGCGCGGUCCCUUCCCUGUCAAUCAUGGCUAUCUCCUCCCCCUCCCCUCGCUUCCACCUCUCCCUUCACCUCCAAAACCCCAACCCAUCCCCCAACCAGAAGCCCCGCCAGACGCCGUCCACGGAGACGCUCCGCCGUCGUCUUCUCCGCAAGGGUGUAUCCCCGACGCCCAAGAUCCUCCACACCCUCCGCAAGAAGGAGGCUCACAAGUCGCUCCGCCGCGCGAGGAAGGAUACCUCCACAGCCAAUGCGCCGCCGACGACGGAGGACUCUCUCGUGGCACAAGAGGAGGCCCGCUUCCGUGCGGCCGCCGAGGAGUACCGCGUUCUCAUGGGCCGGCCCUGGGACGGCGCCAGCAGCGCUUCGGGCCCGCCGCGCGGGACCACCGGCAACGAGGGGCUCGGUGGUUUGCGGGAGAUGCUUGAGGCGAGGAGGAGUGACGGAGUCCGGUGGCUUCUGGAGGACGACGUUGAGAAAGGCGAGGCGGACGAUGCCAAUCGAAAGCAGAGGCGUGUCGGCUCCGGCUGGAUUUCGGAGGUGGGGGACGAGGAGAGGAGGAUUGAGCUGCUGGUGAGUAGGCUCAGUGAAGGGGACCUAAGUUUGGGUGAUUGGAGGCUUAGUAGAAUGAUGAAACAAGCUGACCUCAUAUAUAAUGAAGAUAAUCUACUACAAAUACUCAAAAGGCUUGAAACACAAGGAAACUGGAGGCAGGCUGUUGCUGUUACUGAGUGGGUGUACAAUGAGAACACUUACAAGCAUCGUAGAAGCAGGUUUGUGUAUACGAAGUUACUGUCAAUCCUUGGGAAAUCGUUGGUACCGACUGAAGCACUUCGAGUUUUCAAGAUCAUGCUGGGAGAUGCUCAAAUAUACCCUGAUAUGGCUGCAUACCACAGUAUCGCUGUUACACUUGGCCGAGCUGGCCUUCUUAAUGAGCUAAUUAAGAUAAUAGAUUAUAUGAGACAGAAGCCUUCAAAAAGGGUAAUGAGGAUGCGACGUAAAGAUUGGGAUCCUUUGUUGGAGCCGGAUCUUAUCAUUUAUAACUCUGUUCUUAAUGCAUGCGUACUAUCACAGCAGUGGAAAGGGGUAUUUUGGGUGUUUAAGAAAAUGCGAUUUGGUGGAUUGACACCUACAGGAGCAACAUUUGGGUUGGCAAUGGAGGUUAUGCUUAAAGCCAAGAAGUAUGACUUUGUCCAGAAGUUUUUUGAAAAGAUGCAGAGAAAAGGAGUACCUCCAAGAGCGAUAACUUAUAAAGUGCUAGUAAGAGCCUUUUGGGAGCAAGGGAAAGUAAAUGAGGCAGUUGAAGCAGUUGAAGACAUGGAACAAAGAGGAAUUGUUGGAGCUGCAAGUGUGUACUAUGAACUAGCUUGCUGUCUUUGCAAUAAAGGAAAGUGGAAAGAGGCCAUGUUACAGGUUGAGAAGUUGGAACAGCUUCGCCUCACUAAACCACUGGAGUAUGUAUUUACUGGCAUGAUCUUAGCCUCUUUUGAUGGUGGAUAUAUGUCUGAGUGUAUCUCUAUAUUUGAGUCAAUGAAGGACUACUGUGCUCCAAAUAUUGGGACUAUAAAUGUCAUGCUAAAAGUGUAUGGACGUUCUGAUAUGUUUGUGAAGGCAAAAGACUUGUUUGAAACCACCACAUGUAGCUUUUCUAGUUCUCAGCCAUAUAUAUGUGAUCAUUCAACACUUCAAGCAGAUGCAUAUACUUACAGCUCUAUGCUUGAAGCAUCUGCACAUGCCCAACAGUGGGAGUAUUUCGAAAAUGCGUACAGACGGAUGAUUCUUUCUCAUCACCAUCUAGAUCAAAGUAAAUAUUCAUGGUUGCUCAUCAAGGCAUCCAGAGCUGGAAAGGUGCGUUUAUCAUCUACUAUCUCGAUAACAAGAGAAAUGAAUAAAUCACCUAAGCCCUAUUUGCUGGAGCAUGCACUUAACUCGAUACUUGACAGAGGAGAAACCCCUGAUGUACAGCUGUUCACUGAAAAUGUUUGCCAAACUAUUGCUCACAGUGACUAUGGAAGGACAUUGUGUCUCCUGAAUUUUAUGUCUGCGGCUUCAGUUGAUGUCAAUGAGCUGCAAUGGAGCGACCUACUUCAGCAAAAUAUGUUUCGAUUCAGUGUGAAUGCGCUGAAAGACCUUUUAAUGCACCUCAGUACUGGUGAUACCAUCGAAAGAGAUCCUGCACUUAGUUUCGUAAGAGCAUUGCAAUCCCAAUAUGCUACAUUUGUGGAGAAGGAUACAUCUUUUUUGGCUGAUUGUGGUGAUACUGAAGCGCUUCUAUUAGAUAAAUUUUCAAACAGCAAUCUGAUGGAACAAGAUCUCUCUUGCAACAACUCGUUGGACACGAGUAUAUUUCCUGAAGAGAAAGGUAGUAAUGAAUUCUCUGACUGCAGUACUAAUAUCCCUGAAGUGUGUCCCUUACCUAGCUUGGGUGGGGACAUUGUACUGUGCGGUUCUCAUCUUGGAAACAAAGAAAAUCUUGGGCAUUGGAGCACAAAAGUAUCUGCAAUUGAAGAAGUGCUUGAUUGCAUGAACCCAUAUGGUAAUAAUACUUCGUAUGAAGAGAUGCCAGCAGCAGCAGAAAUUCUUGAAUUAUGGGAACAGGAGAGUUUAAAUGACAUAUUUGGUCGGAAAAAUGAAAGCACAGCAACUAUGAGAGGAUAAACAAAGCGCUUGCAAAAUGGCAAGUAUAGUUUGGUGUUACCAGUGUGAUUGUCACAUCAAAGACUGGGCUGGCCUUGUUAACACGGAACCUCUAGUGUUACCAGUCUGGAUAUUUGUUUGCACAAAUGUUGAUAAGUGUUUCUCAGGAGGUAAAUGCUAGUGCAUGUCUGUGAUACUCUAGGCCUUCCUCGGUUAGCCCCAGCCUGGCAGGGCUUGCGGCUUAGGAGUUGUUUGGUUGGUGCCCCCAACCAGCCAUGCCAAAAGAAUUGGCAGUUUAUACUUGUUUGGUUUGUUACUAAAAUUUUUGGUUGUCAAUAUGGUUAUAUCAUCACUCCCACAAA
This is a messenger RNA of Brachypodium distachyon (stiff brome), 3016 nucleotides long. RefSeq names its product pentatricopeptide repeat-containing protein At5g67570, chloroplastic. Gene Ontology annotation, molecular function: protein binding. The coding region runs from base 45 to 2675 and encodes 876 amino acids. Gene Ontology annotation, biological process: chloroplast organization. The transcript has 9 exons. Lineage: Eukaryota; Viridiplantae; Streptophyta; Magnoliopsida; Poales; Poaceae. Gene Ontology annotation, cellular component: chloroplast. The record is from RefSeq and is a predicted model, not a curated record.